GGGCGAGGGUUGUGUUUGCAUUUGGUUUCUUCCGUAUCCCCGCGCCGGGGUCAGAGUCCGGGCCCAGUAAGAGCCGGAGCGGGGAGUGGGGAAGAGUUCCGAACGAAGUCAGUUCCGGGUCCGAGGCCCGAUCUCUCGACCCUCUCGGGAGCACGUGGUCUGCCCUGCGCGUGACCCCCGAGUUCCGGAGCUAGCUGACCCCUGCUCUUCCUCGCCGCAGAGUCCAAACACGUGGGUAGCCUCCUCCUCCCUCCUUUCCUGCCAGCAUGGCAGCAGAGGCUCGGGGCGGGCUGGGGGGACCCCCGCUGCAAUCCGCCCGCUCCCUGCCGGGCCCUCCCCCCUGCCUCAAGCACUUCCCACUCGACCUGCGCACCUCCAUGGAUGGCAAAUGCAAGGAGAUCGCUGAGGAAUUGUUCAGCCGCUCCUUGGCAGAGAGCGAGCUCCGAAGUGCUCCGUAUGAAUUCCCAGAGGAGAGCCCCAUUGAGCAGCUGGAGGAGCGGCGCCAGCGGCUGGAGCGGCAGAUUAGCCAGGAUGUCAAGUUGGAACCGGACAUUCUGCUCAGGGCCAAGCAAGACUUUCUGAAGACAGACAGUGAUGCAGAUCUGCAGUUGUACAAGGAGCAGAGUGAAGCUCAAGGUGACCGCGGGCCCAGGGAGCGAGAUGGGCACCUGGAGCGGGAGUUUCAGAGGGUCUCCAUCUCUGGGGAGGAGAAGUGUGGGGUGCCGUUCACCGACCUAUUGGAUGCUGCCAAGAGUGUGGUGCGGGCCUUGUUCAUCCGGGAGAAGUACAUGGCCCUGGCCCUGCAGAGUUUCUGCCCCACCACGCGACGUUUCCUACAGCAGCUGGCCGAGAAGCCGCUGGAGACCAGGGCUUUCGAGCAGGGCCCAGAGACCCCUGUGUCUGCAGAUGCCCCGGUACAUCCCCCGGUGCUGGAACAGCACCCUUAUGACCACUGUGAGCCUUCUGCCAUGCCCGCGGACCUGGGCUUUGGCCUCCGCAUGGUCCGAGGAGUUGUCCACGUCUACCUGAAAAGGGGUCCCGAGGAACAGACAGAGCUGGAGCUGCCCUACCCUGAUCUCCAGGAGUUUGUGGCUGACGUCAAUGUGCUGAUGGCACUCAUCAUCAAUGGUCCCAUAAAGUCCUUCUGCUAUCGUCGACUGCAGUACCUGAGCUCCAAAUUCCAGAUGCACGUGCUGCUCAAUGAGAUGAAGGAGCUGGCUGCCCAGAAGAAGGUGCCCCACCGGGACUUCUACAACAUCAGAAAGGUGGACACACACAUCCAUGCCUCAUCCUGCAUGAACCAGAAGCACCUCCUCCGCUUCAUCAAGAGGGCCAUGAAGCGGCACCUGGAGGAGAUCGUGCACGUGGAGCAGGGCCGGGAGCAGACGCUGCGGGAGGUCUUCCAGAGCAUGAACCUCACAGCCUAUGACCUGAGUGUGGACACGCUAGAUGUGCACGCGGACCGGAACACCUUCCAUCGAUUUGACAAGUUCAACGCCAAAUACAACCCCAUCGGAGAGUCCGUCCUUCGAGAGAUUUUCAUCAAAACAGACAAUAGAGUCUCGGGGAAAUACUUUGCCCACAUCAUCAAGGAGGUGAUGUCAGAUUUGGAGGAGAGCAAAUACCAGAACGCCGAGCUGCGCCUCUCAGUGUACGGACGUUCUCGCGAUGAGUGGGACAAGCUGGCGCGCUGGGCCGUGGGGCAUCGCGUGCAUUCGCCCAACGUGCGCUGGCUGGUGCAGGUGCCCCGGCUUUUUGACGUGUACCGCACCAAGGGCCAGCUGGCCAACUUCCAGGAGAUGCUGGAGAACAUCUUCCUGCCGCUGUUUGAGGCCACGGUGCACCCCGCCAGCCACCCAGAGCUGCACCUCUUCUUGGAGCACGUGGACGGCUUUGACAGCGUGGAUGACGAAUCCAAGCCCGAGAACCAUGUGUUCAAUCUGGAAAGCCCGCUGCCUGAGGCCUGGGUAGAGGAGGACAACCCUCCCUACUCCUACUACCUGUACUACACCUACGCCAACAUGGCGGUGCUCAACCACCUGCGCAGACAGCGAGGCUUUCACACCUUCGUGCUCCGUCCCCACUGCGGCGAGGCGGGACCCAUCCAUCAUCUGGUGUCGGCCUUCAUGCUGGCCGAGAACAUCUCCCACGGGCUCCUGCUCCGAAAGGCUCCGGUCCUGCAGUACCUCUAUUACCUGGCCCAGAUCGGCAUCGCCAUGUCCCCGCUCAGCAACAACAGCCUGUUCCUCAGCUACCACCGCAACCCCCUGCCCGAGUACCUGUCCCGGGGGCUCAUGGUCUCGCUCUCCACCGAUGACCCCCUGCAGUUCCACUUCACCAAGGAGCCGCUGAUGGAGGAGUACAGCAUCGCCACCCAGGUGUGGAAGCUGAGCUCUUGUGACAUGUGUGAGCUGGCCCGGAACAGCGUGCUCAUGAGCGGCUUCUCUCACAAGGUGAAGAGCCACUGGCUGGGGCCCAACUACACCAAAGAAGGGCCCGAAGGCAAUGACAUCCGCCGCACCAACGUGCCGGACAUCCGCGUGGGCUACCGCCACGAGACGCUGUGCCAGGAGCUGGCGCUCAUCACGCAGGCGGUGCAGAGCGAGACGCUGGAGCCCAUCCCCGAGGAGGCCGGCCUCACCAUGAGCCCCGGGCCGCACUGAGCCCAGUGCCGC
Molecule: messenger RNA, 2675 nt
Organism: Antechinus flavipes (yellow-footed antechinus)
Lineage: Eukaryota; Metazoa; Chordata; Mammalia; Dasyuromorphia; Dasyuridae
Gene: AMPD2
Product: adenosine monophosphate deaminase 2
Exons: 18
Coding region: 267-2663 (798 amino acids)
Biological process (GO): AMP metabolic process; IMP salvage
Cellular component (GO): cytosol
Molecular function (GO): AMP deaminase activity
Source: RefSeq, a predicted model, not a curated record